Molecule: messenger RNA, 3071 nt
Organism: Psylliodes chrysocephalus
Lineage: Eukaryota; Metazoa; Arthropoda; Insecta; Coleoptera; Chrysomelidae
Source: the annotation of a GenBank genome assembly
UUAAAGUUAUACUAGUGUUUUGAAAUGCCGAAGUCAAAGUGUAAAGGGCGCCGACGCUCACCGUCGACUUCCUCAUCAUCCUCGUCAUCCUUAUCAACGUCAAGUAUAUCAUCUUCAAGCGGGGGUGGCAAGUAAGGGCAUACAAUAAAAAGGUUACAAAAGAAAGUAUCUAGUCUACAAGAAAUUGUAAGUAGAAAACAAGCUAUUUCGUCAUGUAGUUUAACAAUAACUGAAAGCGUCAUACCAUCUUUUGACCCAAUGGCAAACAAUCACAAUGCUGCUGAUUGGAUACGUAAAGUUGAAGAUUUGAUUAAAUGUCAUAACUGGAAUGAAGUAUUAACAAUGAAACUUAUUACAAAUAAAUUACGUGGCAAUGCAAGACGCUGGUAUGAUUCUUUACAGAAUCCUUGUAUCAAGUGAACGGAAAUGAAACAAUUAUUAAUUGAUAAUCUCCCUUCUCAAGUACAUUUUGGACGUCUAUUAAUUCAGGCCGCGAACUAUUUCUCAAGUGCCGGCAAAAUUUAAGUGACUAUUGUUUCGAAAAAUGUUCUAAACUUAAAAUGUUAAAUUUAGCCAUUCUUGAUAAACAUAUAAUAGAUAGUGUAAUAGGGGGUAUAAACGACCCUAAUGUCAGUUUGUCCGCCAGAGCUGCAAAUUUUGAAACUGUAGGUGAGCUCUCUAACUAUUUAAGUCAUGUAUCUACAAAAUCAGUUAAAAAUCUGCCUUCUACAAGUCAAAUAUAUUCACGAACUAGUUCAUUUUCCUCAUUACAAAAUAAAAUGAAACAACCUCAUUGUUCCUCCAAAAUUUCAUGUUACAACUGUGGUGACAAUCAUAGGGUACGAGAUUGCACCAAGCCGUUGGUUGAAUGCCGAAAAUGCAAUAAACUAGGGCAUAAGACCGAAGAAUGUAAAUAAGUUAUUUUUCGAAAAUUUAAGUCAGCAAGUCACCUUGUAAAUCAGAUUAGUCAAUAAAUUGAAUCUCCCAGAAACAUAUAUCAGUUGAAAGCAAUUAUAAAUAAGCAGAUGAUAAAUUGUCUAAUAGAUGUAUAUGUACCUUGCUUAAAUUAUCUUUUGCCCAGAAACUAAAUCUAAAUAUUAUUAAUGAUAACGUAGGCAAAACUCUCAAAAGUUUUAUAGGAAAUAUUAUUGUAAGUAGGCAUGAGACUACAUCAGCGAUAAAAGUCGACUCCGUUACCGCUCUUUUAAAUAGCAUAUUAGACAAAUAUUUGUCGUACGACCUAAUUAUUGGAACCGAUUUUCUGAACCAACAACACGUUUUACUUACUAAAAUAAACAACGAAGUUAAGAAAAUUGUCGUCGCCAAUACAUGAUAUUAAUGUUGUUGAUAUUUUAGACGACCUGAAUGAUUAUAACCAUCUAGAGUCUAGACUAUGUAGAAAUAAACAACUUACAAAAAUCUACUGUACGGAAAGUGUCAUUAUUAGAUUAUAAAGAUUGUAUUUCUUUUUCAUUAGCCGAUUUAGGAAAAAUUAAAGUAAUCAAAAUACAAAUUAAAUGUACUUCCAACGAUCCCGUUGUUUAUAAUCCAUAUAGAAUGUCUGUUAGUGAAAAGGAACAUUUGAAUGCAAUUAUACAAGGCCUGCUUGAAAACAACAUAAUUCGCAAGUCAUCGUCACCUUACGCUAGUCCUGUUUUGUUGGCUAACUUUAUAAAAAAUACGUGAAGUUUGUAGUGGUGGAUGCGUUUACGAAAUUUUGUUUCAUUGAACCAGUGAAAAGCACAAAGUCAAAAGAAAGUAUUAAAAUAAUAACCAAUAUAAAGAAUCUUCUUGGUGCGCCGAGAAGAUUAAUAAGUGAUAGAGGAACUGUUUUUACUUCGAAAACAUUUAAGUGUUUCUGUCUCAAUUAUGGAAUUAAACAUGUAAUGCCGUAGCCACCCCCGGAGCUAACGGUCAGUGCGAACGCUAUAAUAAAACGAUUUUAGCUUCGUUGGCCACAACAGCUGCUGAAAAUGCUGAAGAUAAAUGGGAUAUGUAUGUGAAACAAGUUCAAUGUGCAAUUAAUUGUACAUACAACAAAGCUACAGGUGUUUUUGCAAUGAAGGUCUUUGCAGGUUUUAAGGCUACAUAUAAAGCAGAGUUAAAAAUCUUAAGUGAGGUGCAAAGUAAUUUAACUCAAAUUGCAUAAGUUGAGGAAAUAAGUUAAGAAAAAUAUAGAUAGUUCUCAAAAGGCGCAGAAAUUGAUGUUUAACCGGACUAGAGCUAAAGCAAGAAAGUACAAAGAAAAUGAUUAGGUAAUGGUUUCCAAGACUGACCAUUCUUCAACUGGCGAAUCAAAUAAAUUGUUAUCAAAGUACAAUGGACCAUUUCGUAUCAAAAUGGUAUUAGCUAAUGAUCGGUACUGUGUACAAGAUCUCCAAGAAGGAAGAAAAAAAAGUUGAAAAAGGUCAUUUCUAUUGACAAAAUUAAACCUUGGGUAGUUCUGAAAGGUUAAAAGAUAAAGUAAAAGUAGUGUUUAUUCAAAUAAUGAAUAAAAAUUUUUAUUAAUGAUAUAAAAAGGCUAGCAAAAGGCUAAUAUACUACGCAAAGUAAAAAAAGACUAAUAUAGGGUUAGUAUAUAAAGACUGGUACAAAGGUAAGCAUCCGUGUUUUUAUUUUCAUAAGGCUGGCAAAAGGCUAGCAUAUAAGGAAUCAUAAAGAUUAAGUUAAAGGUUAGCACAAGGCUAACGCAAAAGUUUUCUUUGACAAAAAGACUAACACAAGGUUAGUAAUGUACAAAGACUAAGAAUAAAAUUUGGUAUUUCUCUCUAUCUCUCAUUCUCUCAAAACAAAGGCUAGCAUAAGGCUAGCACACAAUAAGUUGUAUAGUUAAAAAUUAAAGGUUAGCACAAGGCUAACACUAACAUUUUCGUUGUCUAUAGCCUAGAGUUUCCCUAAAGACUAGCUCAAGGCUAGGUACCGUUAACUAUUUAAUAAUGUUAAAUGUACAUUGAAUAAGUACAAGAAAUUCAUUAUAUGAAUAAACACCAUCAUAUUUUUUGAAAAAAAAAAAAAGGAUUUUGUAAUUGAAUUUUAAUUUAUUUACAGAAUUUUAAUGUUCGAGGACGACC